AGCGGAACACACCGGUCUCUUGGAGGGUGCUUCUCGCUAAGGUUAUCCAUCAUCAUCAACCAUGGCGUAUCAUUCGUUGGGUUUUUGCGGUUUUUGGGGACUGACGUUGGAUUCAGGCUUGAAGUACAACCAGAUUGUGGGGCGCUCAUUCCAUGUUACCAUGGCUGCACUCGACCUGGGAGUGGACUCUGAUUCGAAAGUAACAUUGAUGGCACACCGCACCAAACAUCAGGCGUCCAAUUCGGGCAGAAAAAACUUCAUCCUUGGCACCCUGAGCAAAAAAACUGGCAAAUUGCAGCAAGUGUUGGACCUCAAGUUUUUUAAUGGUGAGAAGAUUCGCCUGGCGCUUGUAGGAAAAGGGCGUGUGCACUUGACUGGCUUCCUCUUACCUAAACAAGGCAAAGCCAAGAAACCUGAUCCCAUCAUAGAGCACACAAAGGCUGAAUCCAAUCGCGAUUUUGAAAAGCGACUGAUAUUGAUAAUGAAGAAGCGAAAGCAGAUUCGGAAAAAUGCGAAAAAUGAGGCCAGGCAAAAGAAGCAGUCUUUGCAGUCCAUAGACGAUGAUACAGAUUCUAUCAAUUCUGUGGACAAGAAAAAGAGGGACAACCUGUUGCUCAGAUUAGCCGCAAUUAGGAAAAGGUGUUUAAAACCUGGGGCCAAAAAGUGGCAGGUUGAUAAUGGUGACUCUGAAAAUGAGGACAAGGACAAUGCGUCGUCAGGGGACGAGGAUCAGGAAAUGGAUAGCUCUGAAGAAAAUUAUGACAAGGAAUCGGAAAAUGAUUCUAAUGAAAGUGACGGUGAGGAUGAGGCCCAAACUGAGGACGAGGAGGAACCUCCCAAAAAGAAGCAGAAACCAAUCUCGCCUGUGUAGAUUGGCGAGUGUCUGCCAAAUGAGAAUUAAAUUUAAUUAUUCUUCCUCUUUUGACGAUGAAACCUUUGAUUUCUACUGAAGGAAGAAAGUAAUCCUGCCGAUAUCUUUAUUGCCUUUUGUCUCAAUGAU
Cloeon dipterum is the source of this 1000-nucleotide messenger RNA. Its product is annotated as 46 kDa FK506-binding nuclear protein-like. The record is from RefSeq and is a predicted model, not a curated record. NCBI's taxonomy places the organism in Eukaryota, Metazoa, Arthropoda, Insecta, Ephemeroptera, Baetidae. The coding region runs from base 62 to 871 and encodes 269 amino acids. The transcript is spliced from 8 exons.